Molecule: messenger RNA, 1566 nt
Organism: Monoraphidium neglectum
Lineage: Eukaryota; Viridiplantae; Chlorophyta; Chlorophyceae; Sphaeropleales; Selenastraceae
Exons: 13
Coding region: 1-1566 (521 amino acids)
Biological process (GO): transmembrane transport; monoatomic anion transport
Cellular component (GO): plasma membrane
Molecular function (GO): mechanosensitive monoatomic ion channel activity; calcium ion binding
Source: RefSeq, a predicted model, not a curated record
AUGAAGCCCGCCGGCUCAAUUCAGCCCCCGGGUGCCGGCCCCAGCCCCGCUGCGCUGCGCACCAAGAGUGGCCACGAGGUGGCGCUGCACCAGCAGGUCGAGGCCUUGACCCUGGAGGCGACGUCCCCCCACCUGACACAGCAGUGCAGCAGCGCCAAGUCCGCCACGUCAUCGGGGCCCAGCCUGCUGGGCAGCGUGUCAAACCUGCCCAUCCCGCGUGUGGAGUCGCAGCGGCCCUGGUUCUGGGCGCGGCUGGAUUCCGCUGCGGUGGCGCUGACAGAGGUGAGGGUGGACGCGGGCGGCCUGGACGACGUCGCAGAGGGUGAUGUAGAGCUGACAUCACCACCCGCAGAGGCUCAGCCACUUUGCGACCAGCAGCAACAGCACCGGCAGCAGCAGCGGGAGCAGCACGAGCAGCAGCACCAACGGGAGCAGCAGCGGCAGCGGGACGCGGCAGCUAGAGCGGCGGCGGCGUCGCCCGCGCCAGAGUCUGUCGCGGACGGCGCGGGGGCGCGCGGGGGCGAGCAAGGUGCAGAGGCGUCCCGCGCGGCCAACGCGGUGGCGGCCAAGACGUUCAGUGCUCUGGUGCGCAAAUACGCUGCCCUGUCAGAGGAGGAGGAGGCGGCGCAGCUCAAGCUGGCGGGGAAGUUUGGCAAGGGUCUGUUUGAGAACUGCCGCCGCGACCCGCGCGCCCCCGGUGUGACCCUGGAGGACUUCCUGCCCUUCUUCCCGGACGACACGGCGGCGGCCCAGGCCUUUGACUUCUUCGACAAGGACGGAGACGGCUUCAUCUCCAAGGCGGAGAUGAAGGAGGCCGUCACAGCCAUCGUGGCGGAGCGCAGGGACAUGGCGACCUCCCUGCGCGACACCGACUCAAUAGUGGCGUCCCUGGAGGCGUUCCUGGCUGGCCUGGUGCACCUCACCUUUAUCGCGUUCUACCUCCUGGUGUGGGACAUCAACGUGAUGUCGGGCUUCUCCACCUUCUCAGCGACAGUGCUGGCCCUCACCUUUGUAUUUGGGGAGAGCGUGAAGAAUGUGUUCCAGAGCGCAGUCUGGCUGUUUGGCAACCACGCCCUGGACGUGGGUGACACCAUCAUGAUGCCUCCAGACGACACCUGGCACCGCGUCAAGAAGUUUGGCCUGGUGGACACUGUGCUGGUGAGGGAGAACGGCGACCUGGUGCACGUGCCCAACAACAAGCUCUGGACUGCGCCCAUCGUCAACCUCACACGCAGUGGCAGGCGCACUGACAUCACGCGCAUCCUCAUUGACACAGAUGCCCCGUCCAAGGCGCGUGACGUGCUGCGCGACGCCCUGGUGGCGCACUGCGCCGGCCCUGGCAAGGGCGACUUUGUUGGGGAGCCGCGGGUGCGGUUCAGCGGGCUCACCCCUGAGGGCAAGUCGCGGCUGUCUAUCAGCUGGACCUACACGUUUGGGGCCACGGAUGCGCGCUAUGCUGUGGUGCGGGACAGCAUCCUAGCGGUGAUGAAGGACGCACUUGGCGGCUUUGGGGCGAUGCACACGCUUCCGGUGCGCAGCAUGCCGCAGCACCACAAGAGUGACUGA